AUGUACCUUGGGGUGAAACCUCCCGACUUCAAUAAUCAAUUCUUAUUCACUAUGCAAGGAGCAUUCAGUUCUGCCCAACAAUUGUAUCCAGAUAUCGGUGCCUCUGCGGCCGCAGUGUCGUUUCCUUUUGUUCUUGCGUUAAACAGAGUUCUCGACCACGAGGGCCUCGUCCACACGGAAGGUUUCAUCACUGCCGCUGGUCCAUCCUUCCAUGGCAAUGAUGUACGACGAAUUCUCGUUUGGGUAUAG
Molecule: messenger RNA, 249 nt
Organism: Plenodomus lingam JN3
Lineage: Eukaryota; Fungi; Ascomycota; Dothideomycetes; Pleosporales; Leptosphaeriaceae
Source: RefSeq, a predicted model, not a curated record